Hibiscus syriacus is the source of this 1250-nucleotide messenger RNA. RefSeq names its product probable WRKY transcription factor 53. The transcript has 3 exons. The record is from RefSeq and is a predicted model, not a curated record. Gene Ontology annotation, biological process: regulation of DNA-templated transcription. Gene Ontology annotation, molecular function: transcription cis-regulatory region binding; DNA-binding transcription factor activity. Gene Ontology annotation, cellular component: nucleus. NCBI's taxonomy places the organism in Eukaryota, Viridiplantae, Streptophyta, Magnoliopsida, Malvales, Malvaceae. Bases 7 to 1077 code for a protein of 356 amino acids.
AAAAAAAUGGAGCAUGGAUGGAACUGGGAGCAGGGGACACUGGUGGGUGAGCUGAUUCAAGGACUGGAGUUAGCGAAACAGCUAAGGUUGCAGUUGGAUACAUCAUCUUCUGCUCAAUCCACACACUUGUUAGUACAGAAGAUUUUAUCUUCCUAUGAGAAAGCUCUUCAGAUUUUGAAAUUCAAUGUGGGUGCGAGUGCAACAUCUGGUGUGCCGGAGUCACCACUAUCCAUCAAUGGCAGCCCUCGAAGUGAUGAUUUAGAUAAGGAUAACCAGGAUUCCAGAGAUGUCUCAAAGAAGAGAAAGAUGUUGCCGAGAUGGACGGAUCAGGUGAGAGUUACUUCUGAAAGCCUGUUGGAAGGAACUCAUGAUGAUGGCCAUAGUUGGAGAAAAUAUGGGCAGAAAGACAUCCUGGGAGCCAAAUAUCCUAGAAGCUAUUACCGAUGCACGUACCGGCACAGUCAGGAUUGUUGGGCAACAAAGCAAGUCCAGAGAUCAGACGAAGACCCCACCAUCUUUGAGGUCACUUACAGGGGCGCUCAUACAUGUGCACAUGGAAACCAGAUGGUUCCACCACCUGCAUCACCAAACAAACAAGAACAUAAAUCCACCAACCUUAAUAACAAUAACCAACAAUUGCAAUCGCUCUUAAGCCUUCGAAACGGCCUACGGGUCGAUACGGAGGGAUUGGACAAUAAAGAGAUGGCAUUGGCACCUUCUUUCUCAUUCCCUUCAACACCAUUCGAGUUGCUAAAGAGUGAAAACCAUAGCUUUUCACCUUCAGGAGUACUUGAUAACAACAAUAUCUUAAGUAGCUUUUCUUCGCCUUUUAUGUCCCCUGCUACAUCUGAGUUAAACUACUUUUCGGCUUCGCAAUCUCAGACGAACAACUUCGGAGUGAUUCUCGAUACACGGAAUUUCGAAUCCGAUCUCAAGGGAUUGAUUUCAGCCAACACUUCAGCCACCAACUCUCCAAUUAUGGACUUGGAUUUCUCACUCGAUCAAGUGGAGUUGGAUCCAAACUUCCAAUUUGAUGCCCGGGGUUUUUCUCCUAAUUCUUUUUUACGAUCGAAAUAAAGAGUAAAAGGUAGAUGUAGAACUCGGGUUCCACUGACCGGAUUAGCUGGUUGCAUCUGUUCACUCUAGCUUUGUUUUUCCCUAGGAGCUUCUGUACAAUACAUAAGUCUCUUCCAAUUUACUGUUGAUUGCAAGACAUUUCUUCUGAUAACGAGUUUUGACAUUUGUUCUAA